Molecule: messenger RNA, 557 nt
Organism: Pseudomassariella vexata
Lineage: Eukaryota; Fungi; Ascomycota; Sordariomycetes; Amphisphaeriales; Pseudomassariaceae
Exons: 2
Coding region: 105-476 (123 amino acids)
Source: RefSeq, a predicted model, not a curated record
UGUCCAGACGAAUUACUUGUUUCUAGUCCAAAUUCUCUCCGAUACUUAUCUCAGUGCAAACUGAAUCUCCAACUACUUAAUCAUCACACCACGAGGACACCAAAAUGUCGAGUCUCAACGUCUUCAAAAAGCCACUCAAGCUCUUCUCCACGCAACCCAUGACCGGCUUCUACCGCGACGGCUACUGCCGUACUGGCGCCAGUGACCAGGGCAACCACGCCGUAGCCGGCAUUGUGACUGAAGAGUUCCUAGACUACUCGGCCUCCCAGGAUAACGAUCUUCGCACUGUCGGAUUGACGGACGGCUGCAAGUGGUGUCUCUGCACGGCUCGAUGGCUCGAGGCUUUCAAUGCGUACAAGGCUGGGCGCAUCAGCCAGAAUGGCGUGCCCAAGGUCGACUUGGACGCGACCGAGGACAGUGUGUUGAGUAAGGUGGACUUGGGGACUUUUAAGAAAUUUGCUGUUACUUCCGGGUAGAGUCACGGGCAGCGAGGGUGUCUGGAAGUUGGAUUUGGGACGGAUUUCAUUGCAACGACUAAUACCAGAUUGAAGAGAGUG